Messenger RNA from Selaginella moellendorffii, 2583 nucleotides. RefSeq names its product pentatricopeptide repeat-containing protein At2g35030, mitochondrial. Lineage: Eukaryota; Viridiplantae; Streptophyta; Lycopodiopsida; Selaginellales; Selaginellaceae. Bases 1 to 2583 code for a protein of 860 amino acids. The record is from RefSeq and is a predicted model, not a curated record. Gene Ontology annotation, molecular function: protein binding. The transcript has a single exon.
AUGACAGCAUGUCGAUUGAGCACGAAUUCUUUUCUCUCCUCGAUUUGUAGAAGCUUCUUCGCUGGGUGUGGAGAAAUCGACGCUACCCAGGCUGGAAUCGCAGCUGGAUUGAGGAGCUGUGGCACCGAUCGAGCUCUCGAGGCCGGGAAGAAACUCCACGCGGCGAUCCAAUCCAACGCCCGGUUCGCUGGCGACGUCUAUCUCGCCAAUCUCGCGAUUCAAAUGUAUGGCAACUGCGGGAGCGUCGAGGAUGCCGCGAGAGCUUUCGUGGCGCUGGGCGAUCGGAGGAACUCCUUCUCGUGGAACAUCAUGCUCGGCGUGUUUGCUCGAAGUGGCGAUCCGGAGAGAGCCAAGGAGAUCUUCGAUGCGAUGCCCCGGAAGGAUGUGAUCUCCUGGAAUGCCACUGUCUCAGCCUAUGCCCAAAACGGGCAUAGCGCCGAGGCGAUGGUCCUGUUUGAUCGUAUGCCCCAGCACGACGUUGUCUCAUGGAAUGCGAUGAUCACUAGCUUUGGCGAUGGCUUCGACCCAGAGUCGGGAUUUAGGAUCUUCGCCGAGAUGGAGGAGCGCAAUCUCGUGUCGUGGAACGCGAUCCUCGAAGCGCAUACCAAGAGCGGGCAUCUGUCACAGUCGAUCAGUAUCUUCGAUAGAAUGCCGCAGAGGAGCGUAAUAUCAUGGAACCUGAUGAUCGCCGCAAACACGAGGCACGGGAAUCCCGACGAGGCCGAGAGAUUCUUCGAUCAAUCGCCAGAGCUGGAUGCCUUCUCCUGGACGACGCUCCUGACAUUGCGCUCGGAUCUCGGCCAGCUGCAAGAAGCUAUGGCGUGUUUCACCGCGAUCCGCCGCAAGAACGUUGUUACCUGGAACGCGAUCGUCGCGGCAUUCGCCGAUAACGAUUCUCUUGCCGAUGCCAAGCGCGCAUUCGAUCUGAUGCCUCAGCGCGACGCCAUCACCUUCACUUGCGUCGUCGCCGCCUCUGGAUUGAGCGGCUACGUCCAAGACGCCAUAGAAAUAUUUGCCCUCAUGCCCUGGAAGAACACCAUCUCUUGGAACACGAUGCUCGCGGUAUAUGCGCAAAAUGGCAUCCUGGACGGGGCGGUCGAGAUAUUCCAGCACAUUCCAGGCAAAACAUCCGCCACGUGGACAACCUUAAUCGUAGGAUAUUCUGUCAACAGGCGGCUGGAUGCUGCCACAUGGCUGCUCCAGAGGAUGCCACGUCAUGACGCUAUGACAUACGACGCUGUUCUCGAGGCGUUUGUGGAGAGCUCUCGUCUGGACGAGGCCAAGAACUUCUUUGACGUAGCGCCGAUCGCGAGCGCUUCGAGCUGGAGCACGAUGAUUGCCGCAUUCGCGAGUGAUGGGCGCAGGGACGAUGCGAUGCUGCUCUUCCAGAGAUCGCCGCAAUGGAGCAUCGCAUCGUGGAACUCGGCGAUCCAAGCGAAUGCCGCGGCUGGGGAAAUAGGGCGAGCCAUCGCGAUCCUGGAGGAGAUGCCCGGGAGGGAUUUGGCCUCCUGGACGAUCAUCAGUGUGGCAUUCGUUUCUAGCGGAGAUCCGGUACGAGGAAGAUCGAUUCUCGCAGAGAAUGUGAGCUUCAAAUCCAUCGCGUCUUGGAACACACUUCUUACUGCAAAUGCCCAGAACUGGCACAUCGCGGAAUCGCGAUUGAUCUUCGAGGAAAUGGAGCACCGCGAUGCUAGCUCUUGGAAUUCAAUCGUGUGCGCCUAUUUCUUGAAUGGAAUUCCGGAUCGUGCCACCGAUCUCUUCAGAAAAAUGCCCGCUUGGAAUGUGAUCUCGUGGAACACGAUGAUCACUGGCUACGCUCACAACGAUCGUGGCACCGCCGCGAUCCAGCUCUUCCGGACCAUGGACCUGGAAGGAUUCACGCCCGAGCGCGCGACAUUCAUUGCGAUCUUGGGCGCUUGCUCGAGCAUCCCGGCGAUCGAUGCCUCUUUCGUGGAUCUCAUCCAAGCCCUCGUCGUGGAUGCCGGCCUCCAUGUCGAUCGCAUCAUCGCCAACGCGCUCAUCAGCCUCUACGCCAAAUCGGGCAGCCUGGAGCGCGCCGCGAGGAUCUUCCACGCCAUGGCGGAGAGCGAUCACCGAGACGUGGUCACCUGGAACGCGAUGAUCGCGGCCCACGCCCGGAGCGGCAAUGGCAAGCUCGCGAUCUGGACCUUCCACGCGAUGCUACUCGAGGGGCUGAUCCCCGACGCCAUCACUCUGAUGGUCGUGCUCUCGUCGUGCAGCCACGCCGGGCUCGUCGAUCAGGGCUGGCAGAUCCUCGCCUCGGCGAUCGCGGGCGAUCACAGUCUAGCGCUCACGGACGAUCACUUCGCGUGCCUGGCGGAUCUCCUGGCGAGGUCGGGGCGGCUGGGCGAGGCGGAGGAAGUGGUGACCAGCAAGAUCGUGAAUCCCGGCGAGGUGCUGGGGUGGAAGACGCUGCUGGGCGCUUCCAAGAAUCACGGAAACAUCGAUCUGGCGACGCGAUCGGCCGAGUGGCUGUUUCGUCUCGACCAGAAAAGCUCCGCCGCGUCUUACAUUUUGCUGUCCAGCGCCCUGGAAAACGCUAGUCAACGAAGUCAAUGCUAG